Molecule: messenger RNA, 1443 nt
Organism: Miscanthus lutarioriparius
Lineage: Eukaryota; Viridiplantae; Streptophyta; Magnoliopsida; Poales; Poaceae
Source: the annotation of a GenBank genome assembly
AUGGACACACCACCACCAGAGAAGCGCGAGGGCAACGAUGGCAAUGGCAAGCCACACGUUCUCGUGGUGCCUUUCCCAGCUCAAGGCCACAUGCUGGCGCUCCUCGACCUCGUCGCGCUGCUCGCCACGUGCGGCGGCCCCGAGCUCUCGGUCACUGUGGCCAUCACGGCGGGCAACGCCCCGCUCCUCGAGCCGCUCCUGGCUGACUGCCCGUCCAUCGGCGUCGUCACGCUGCCGUUCCCUUCCUCGCCGUUGCUCCCACCGGGCUGCGGCGAGAACACCAGGGACCUCCCGCUCCACCUCUUCCGGAUGUUCAUCCCGGCUCUGGCCGAGCUGCGCGCGCCGCUCCUCGCCUGGUGCAAGGCCCAGGCGCCCACCCAGCGCGUCACGGCCGUCGUCUCCGACAUCUUCACCGGGUGGGCGCGGCCGCUCGCCGCCGAGCUCGGCGCCAGGCACGUCACCUUCUCGCCCUGCAGCGCGUUGCACGUCGCCUUCUCCCGCCCCCUCUGGCGCGACAUGCCGCAGAGAAUACGUGCCGACGCCGACGCCGACGAGGCCGUCGUCACGUUCCCGGAUGUACGCGGCGGCGCCCACAGCUUCCCUUGGCGCCGGCUGCCAAUGACGUACCGGCUCCACAAGGUCGGCGACGAGCCAUCUGAGAUGAUCCGUCAAAUCACUCUCUGGAGCCUGCUGGACACUGAGUGCGUCGUCCUCAACUCCUUCGCCGCUCUCGAGCCCACCUACCUGGACCGCCGUUCGCCUUUGGUCCCGCGGGUGCUAGCCGUAGGCCCACUGUCCGAGGCCCGGGCCACCGUCUCCGCUAACCGGGGCGGGAAGCCGGCGGUGGCGCCGUCAGCGGUGGCAGCCUGGCUGGACGCCUUCGCCGACGGAUCCGUCGUCUACGUCAGCUUCGGGACGCAGCACGCGCUGUCGCCGGAGCAGGCGGCGUGCGUGGCGGACGCGCUGGCUCAGAGCUCGGCGGCCUUCGUGUGGGCCGCGGGGACGCUCACUGUGUUGCCGGAGGGGUUCGAGGCGGCCACAGCUUCGCGGGGCAUGGUCAUCCGUGGGUGGGCGCCGCAGGUGGAGAUCCUGCGCCACCGUGCCGUGGGCUGGUUCCUGAUGCACUGCGGCAUGAACGCCGUGCUCGAGGCCGCCUCCGCCAGCGUGGCCAUGCUCACCUGGCCUAUGGGCGCCGACCAUUUCUUCAACAAGAUCGUGGUCGAGGAGGCCGGCGUGGCCAUGCACGUGGCGGAGGGCGCCGACACCGUACCUGAUGCUGGGCGGAUGGCGGAGGCCAUCGCCGCGGCCGUCGGGGACGAGGGAAAGGCCAUUAGGGAGCGCGCCGUGGAGCUCGGCCGCAAGGCCGCAGAAGCUGUGGCAGAGGGUGGGAGCUCGUACAUGGAUUUUCAAGAGCUGGUUCACAUGCUGGCAAAGGUCGACUAG